Messenger RNA from Exophiala xenobiotica, 1899 nucleotides. RefSeq lists its product as uncharacterized. Gene Ontology annotation, cellular component: myosin II complex. The coding region runs from base 747 to 1190 and encodes 147 amino acids. The record is from RefSeq and is a predicted model, not a curated record. The transcript is spliced from 2 exons. Gene Ontology annotation, molecular function: calcium ion binding. NCBI's taxonomy places the organism in Eukaryota, Fungi, Ascomycota, Eurotiomycetes, Chaetothyriales, Herpotrichiellaceae. Gene Ontology annotation, biological process: mitotic actomyosin contractile ring assembly.
GUCAGGAGACAAAUGCUCCCAACCUUGACAUUUCGUGUGGUAUCCGGGAUCUGGCACAACGUUGUACCCUGGAAUGAAACGAAUUCUGACCAGUCAUCGAGAUGGACGUCUUCUUCCGAAUCAUGCCCAAGAGAGAGCAGAAGGUCCUCCGGGUAUGCAUUGCGAUAGCCAAUGCUAUUUUCAUGUUGGGAGCUAGGAAAGGAGGUCGUUCGUCUCCAUGAUGACCAUGGACAAUCACAGACAAUGAAGGACUCAACAUCGGGGCUCUGAUCCUCCGUACCCCAUGGCCUACAGUACUCCGUAGUGGCCUUGUUAUUCUGUCCUGCGUUGGCUGGGUGACGGAGGCCGCCUAAUCGACGGGGAUGCAGAGACGUGGAUCAAGCCCCGAGGUGUCAACAAGUGCACACACCAUCUGCUUCAGGAGAGCCUUAUCUUUCUCCCACCGCACUCGAAUAUCUCAAAACCAAGCCUCCGCCUUUGCACAAGAACAGCGCCUGACUCACGGACAUUGUAUUUUGGAUUGGAAGUAAAAGGCGGUCACUCUUAUUCACUAUGGUGAGUUCCAUGCGUUCAUUCGUCCAAUGGUAUUUCGGCUUCGGGUCGUGGAGGGCAAGAAGAAAGGAUGCUCCCGACGCCAAUGGAAACCGUCUCACAGACACAAACAUCUUUCACCCCUCAAGAGAAAAUCGCGCCGGCAUCGACCUCUACGCUUCUUAAAUCGUCCCUUUACAACCUCAUGAUCCAUAAUGGCUAACUCACAAACCGCCUCGCAGACUUCUACCAACUACAAAGAAGCCUUUUCCCUGUACGACAAGCGUGGCAAUGGCCGUGUCUCUCUCGAAUCGCUUGGCGAUCUUCUCCGAGCCUGCGGGCAGAACCCGACUCUUGCAGAAAUCAGAGAAUUAGAGAAACAAGUAGGAGGUGACUUCGACUUCGACUCAUUCAGCAAAGUCCUCAACCGACCGGGCGGCUUCAGAGAUCCUGGCGAGCCAGAAGAAUAUUGCCGCGGCUUCCAGGUGUUCGAUAAAGACAUGACGGGCUUCAUUGGUGUGGGUCAACUCAGAUAUAUUCUUACAAACCUGGGCGAGAAGAUGAGCGAUGAAGAGGUUGAUGAAUUGUUGAAGGCUGUCGACACGAGCAGCGGGGAGAUCAACUACAUGGAAUUGGUCCGCACCAUUCUUGCUAAUUGAGGUUCUGUCUACGCGCAUAUGGAAAGUUGGAGCGUCUCUUGAUCACGAGUGUAUGGUGUUAUGGCAUGCAAAGCAAUUCAUUGCUUGGUGGCUGCGUUGGCUCUGGCGCAAAUUGUCUAGGGUUGGUUCUUCACAAACGGCACCACGGUGUUGACACAGGCAUAUACCUGUGAUUCAGUCCCACGGAUACCGGGGAAGCAGAUACAAUUCCUUCAACGUGUCUUGUGUGUCUGAAUACUUCUGCUCAUGCACUCUGUGCCCAGGAUGGUGUGUCCGGUUUGACUCCCUUGCUCAUGUCUCCGGUCGUUACGAGUCCUCCAGGGAGCAGAUACACAGGCUCUGCCGGUUUCUCUGCAUUUGUCGAGUGUGCCCCUUCAAGACUGAAACCAAGCGGGAGCUUGCAUCUUCCACACCUCAGUAACCUUCUCUUCUCGAACCCAUCCUCGCGCCGAAUGACGACAGCUUUGCGUUCGAGCACAGUGUUUAGCAAAACAGAUUCAGCAGGUCGGUCGCUCGUUAUCGACAGCUCAUUGGAAUUGUUGAUAUCGAUGGGAGGAGGAAGGAUCAAAGCAUCGUCCCGGACUGGUUCAGUGCGGUGAGGAAGAUAUUGGAGGUCAUGCACCGUAGCAAGAAUGAGUGUACUGCAUAGACAAUGGUAUGAAUUGACCCGCGGGCUCGAUGAAGUUGCCGCCUCGGCCAUGUGAAGCAC